This is a messenger RNA of Talpa occidentalis (Iberian mole), 2003 nucleotides long. It is a transcript of the gene IDI1, whose product is annotated as isopentenyl-diphosphate delta isomerase 1. Bases 119 to 802 code for a protein of 227 amino acids. The record is from RefSeq and is a predicted model, not a curated record. NCBI's taxonomy places the organism in Eukaryota, Metazoa, Chordata, Mammalia, Eulipotyphla, Talpidae. Gene Ontology annotation, biological process: isoprenoid biosynthetic process; isopentenyl diphosphate biosynthetic process. Gene Ontology annotation, molecular function: isopentenyl-diphosphate delta-isomerase activity. Gene Ontology annotation, cellular component: cytoplasm. The transcript has 5 exons.
GCGGUGCCACAGGCAGCCCACCCGCGGCGAGGCUUUCAGGUCGGCGGCCGGGAGCCGCCUGGAGGACCUGGGCGAGGAGGACUCCAGGAUUCUAGGACAGAUUAGACAUACUGUGACAAUGCCUGAAAUAAAUACCGACAAACUCGAUAAACAACAGGUUCAACUCCUGGCGGAGAUGUGUAUUCUUAUUGAUGAAAAUGACAAUAAAAUUGGGGCUGAAACCAAAAAGAACUGUCACCUGAAUGAAAACAUUGAUAAAGGAUUAUUACAUCGAGCUUUUAGUGUCUUCUUAUUCAACACGGAAAAUAAACUCUUGCUACAACAGAGAUCAGAUGCUAAAAUUACCUUUCCUGGUUGUUUUACCAAUACUUGUUGUAGUCAUCCAUUAAGUAAUCCAGGAGAACUUGAAGAAGACGAUGCAAUUGGAGUACGAAGAGCAGCUCAGAGGCGCUUGAAGGCUGAAUUAGGAAUUCCUAUGGAAGAGGUUCCUCCAGAGGAAAUUAAUUAUCUCACUCGAAUUCACUACAAGGCGCAAUCUGAUGGUAUCUGGGGAGAGCAUGAGAUUGAUUACAUUUUGUUUGUGAAGAAAAAUGUAACUUUGAAUCCAGAUCCAAAUGAGAUUAAAAGCUAUUGUUAUGUAUCCAAGGAAGAACUUAAAGAACUUCUGAAAAAGGCAGCCAAUGGUGAAAUUAAGAUAACUCCAUGGUUUCAGAUUAUUGCAGAAUCUUUUCUCUUUAAAUGGUGGGAUAACUUAAAUCAUUUGAAUCAGUUUGUGGAUCAUAAGAAAAUACAUAGAAUGUGAAUACACCAAGAGCGAAUGUGUAGACAAGUACUGAAAAGUUAACUCUACUUAGUAAACAUAAAAUGAUUUUGUAAAAAUUUGGCUCCACUUUAGGAGAACUCUCAUUCAAAACAUUACAACCAGAAAUUGUGUGGAAAAGACAACCAGUUUCCUAAUUUUGUAUUACACUCCCCGCAUACAUACACUGCUCUUUCUAAGAAACAUUUAUGAGAGGUUAUUGUAAAAAAGAGGGGAACAAAUAAACUUGUGUGAAUACAUGGUCAUGAUAAAUUUGAAUAAAUGAAAUUCUUCAUUUGUGAUGUGUUGAAAUAAGCAUUUUCAGAGCACGUGGCUAUUUGACAUAUAUAUAUCACUAUGACAUUUUUAUCAUAGUCAAGAAAAAUGCAAUGGGAACUAUUUGCCUAGCUACUCUAAAAUAGUCAACAUUAACUUUCCUAUUAACAGAUUUGACUUAGUAGAGCAAGUUCAAGGGGAAUUAAAUGGUAUAUAUGCUAGUUUCUGUCAUUCUGAUCUGAUUGUAUGACUUAAUCAUUCUGGAAGAAUCAUUUUGAUGAUUAAAGUCAGGCAUUUAAAUCUUUUAGAUAGUCUUAACAAUGAGCAAAGUCUGUAUUUUCAGAAUUGUAUUGUCAGAAUUUCAACUGACAGCCUGUUGGUAUAUGGAAAUUGGGUCAUAAUCGACAAGUUUUCUCAACCUGGUCACUGUUGACAUUUGGGACUGGUAUUUUUUGUUGUUGAGGUUCAUCCUGUGCAUUGUAGGACGUUUAGCAGUAUCCCUGGGGUUCUACCCACUAAAUGUCAGUAUCACCCCUUCCCCAUCACAGACCAGAGGCCAAAUGUCUGCUGAGGGUAGUCAUCCCCAUUUGGGAUCUACUGUUCUAUGAAGCAAUGCCAUAUUGUAAUGGGAGAAAAUUAGGAGAAAAGCUAGUGUUCGUGUUAAAUAGAUUUGUGUAAUGAAAUGUAUUUAUUGACUUUUGAAUUGUACCUUGAAAAUGCACUUUUUAAAAUUCUUGAAACCAUAAAAUAGCUUUAUUAUCCCUGAAUGCUACAUUAUAAUAAAUACUAAAGAUAAAAAUUUGUUUCAUACAAAGUUAAAUGUUUUAUAAAUUCAAUAGAAAAAUCCAUUUCUUGUUAUUGCUGAAUAGUUUAUUUCAGGCAAAUUUGUAUAACAAGUAUUUAUUUUAAAGAAAAACAAUAAAGAAAA